AUGGCUCUUCUUUUACUCCUAUUCUCACUAAUCUUCUCGCUCGUCGGUCGUCCGCCUGUCGAUGCCUUCCUCGCAUCGGCAUUUUCUUCGGUUUCACAAGCUGGAAAGACUUCGAACUGCCACGAUUGGAGUGAAUACGGACCGUGCUUCAGGUAGCUGUUUGUGUUUUUCCACUGUUGAUCAUAGUUCAUUCGGAACUUGGCCUUCAAAAGUUCCUAUCAUCUUUGUUUAAAAAUUCUCGUCAGAUGACCGUAUGAUCUUUUCUAGUACCUCCGAUCGAUCCUUCUGGCACCGUCUCCCCCAACAAUGCUAUCAAAACCGUUACAUGUCUGUACGUGACCGGUCUUUCCGUUCUCCCACAAUCAAUCUUUUUGCAGCUGAUAACCGGUAUCGGAAAUCCGAUUGUGCAGAAAGUGAUGGACUACGCGGAGCUCUUCAACAAAUCGGCGGAUGCGUGUGGAAUGUGCAACGUGCAAGUCGCCUGUUCGCCCCGUUGUGACUACGUGACCGGGUAACUCGAAAAACGGACGAGACAAACAAAAACGAGGAUUCAGAGGCAACUCGUUCGGCGUCGUCGACCGGAUUUGCGACUUGCCGACGGAGAAACAGGCGUGUGCGAUGACUCCGCAGGCGUUCGACGAAAGCAGCGGACUGUGCAAAGUGUGGCCGCCCAGGUACGUCUUCUCGAAGAGCGGCACAACUCCUCCUCCUCCUCCUCCUUCUCCUUCUUCUUCUUCUUGAUGCGAGAUUCAGAUACACAACGGCCGUUGACUUCCUCGGAGCCCUCGUUCCUCCGAACAUUCGUGACCAAGUGUGGGCUCUGAAACCUCUCAACUGCAUAAGCAUCAAUGGAAAGUGCUACUGCUGCUGCUCGCCGUACACUCCGAACCCUUGCGACGCCCAGUGCACUCUUCAUCCGUGCUCGAGAAGACAGUCGUUCUCGAAGACGCAGAUCAAGAUUCUGCGAAGGAAAUGGCUUCAGAAGCAAGAAGAAAGAGCGGAUCGAGAGGAGGGAGCAGAAUGA
This is a messenger RNA of Caenorhabditis sp. 36 PRJEB53466, 1024 nucleotides long. The record is from the annotation of a GenBank genome assembly. NCBI's taxonomy places the organism in Eukaryota, Metazoa, Nematoda, Chromadorea, Rhabditida, Rhabditidae.